Messenger RNA from Lepus europaeus (European hare), 13497 nucleotides. RefSeq names its product dynein axonemal heavy chain 11 (gene DNAH11). Gene Ontology annotation, molecular function: minus-end-directed microtubule motor activity; ATP binding; dynein intermediate chain binding. Gene Ontology annotation, cellular component: dynein complex. Gene Ontology annotation, biological process: microtubule-based movement. The record is from RefSeq and is a predicted model, not a curated record. Lineage: Eukaryota; Metazoa; Chordata; Mammalia; Lagomorpha; Leporidae.
AUGGCAGUCCCGGCAGCCCCGACUGCUGGUUUAGCCCCUGGGGCCGGCCUGGAGGAGGCAGGCGCUCUGGAGCUCGAAGAGGAGGAGGAAGAGGAGGAUGAGGAGGCGGCGGCGGCCAGGAGAGCGCGCAGUUUCGCCCGAGACGCGCGGGUGCGCUUCUUGGGCGGCCGCCUGGAGCAGCUGCUGGGCUUCCCCGAGCAGCAGUGGAGCCGGUAUCUGGAGAGCGAGGACCGCAGGCAGCUCCUGGGGGAGUUUCUGGAGAGCAGCGGCCCCGCCCGCCUGGUGUUCGGCGCCGCUGGCGAGGGGCUCACGGCCUCCCGGGAGAUUCCAAGAGAUACAAAAUGUAAACUUGUUUGUAUCUCCAAGAAAAUGACGGAAAGCAUUGGCGGAAAUGACUUCUCUCGAGUUGUUGUGUUUGGAGAGUUGCCUGUGUCACCUGUUGGACAUGUAACUGCUUUCAUCAGCGAGAUUCUAGCACCACUUCUUUCUAAUAAGAACAACCAUACAUCCUGGUCCUGUUUCACUUCACAAGACGUGGAGCGUCACAUAGAAGUCUUGAAAAGUAAGAUGUAUGUGAUUAAGGGCCAGAUGUCUGGAAGAACUCUUCUGCCCAUUCCCACUGCUGCGCGAGGGAUCGAACUGGAUCAGAACUACCCUGAGACCACGUUCCAAUCAAAUGAAAAAAAGAUCCUCCACGCCAUAGAAUCUGUGGUUAUUAAGUGGUCACAUCAAAUCCAAGAAAUUGUAGAGAGAGAUUCAGCGCAGCCCCUGCUGCGUGGUGUCCACCUGCUGCCCCAAGAGGAGCUGGAUUUCUGGACGAUGAGGAGACAGAACCUGUCAUGCAUUUAUGACCAACUAAGAGCUCCAGUUGUCCUCAAAAUGUAUAAGAUCCUGGAAACUACACGAAGCAGCUACUUCCCUACUUUGAGGGACAUUUGCACAACUGUGGAGAACGCCCUCCUCGAAGCCCAAGACGUGGAGAUUUAUCUGAGCCCUCUGAAGAGACACAUCCAGAGCCUGCAGGAGACGGAGUUGCCGCAGACCCACAGACUGAUCGCCCCGUUAUUUCACACCAUCCGUCUGAUCUGGAGUCACUCCAAGUUCUACAAUACCCCAGCUCGGGUGAUCGUUUUAUUGCAAGAGUUUUGUAAUCUCUUCAUUGACCAGGCCAGAGCUUACCUUUCACCGGAGGAGCUUCUAAGGGGAGAAGCUGAGGACUCGCUGGAGAAGGUACAGGUGGCCAUUCGCAUCUUGAAGACUUGCAAAAAUUCUUUUCUCAGCUGUAGAGAAGGAUUGGCAAGCUGUGUUCCUGGAAAGGAGGAGCUGAGACCCUGGGAUUUCCAGACUCACCUGGUGUUCUGCAGAUUUGACAAGUUCCUGGACCGUUUAAUGAAAGUAGAGGACGUAUUUGUGAGCAUGCUGGAAUUUGAAAAGCUGGAAAGAUUGGAAUUUGGUGGCUCCAAAGGAACAAUUCUAAAUGAACAGAUCCGCGAGAUGAGCGAAGAAUUUCUGGAGCUCUGUCAAGUCUUCAAGCGGAGCACUUACGACCCAUCUGAUUGCGAGAACAUGGAGUUUGAAAGUGACUAUGUUGCAUUUAAGUCCAAAACUCUAGAUUUUGACCGAAGGCUUGGGACAAUUCUUUGUGAAGCUUUCUUGAACUGCAAUGGUUUGGAAGCUGCGUUUAAGCUUUUGACUGUAUUUGGGAAUUUUCUAGAGAAGCCAGUUGUCAUGGAGAUUUUCAGUCCACAUUAUAGUACACUGGUGCACUUGUGUAAUACAGAGUUGGAUAUGUGUAAGCAAUUAUAUAAUGAACAUCUGAGAGAGAUCGAACACGGAUACGUAGUUCUUAACAAGAAUAUGCCAUUUACGUCAGGAAAUAUCAAAUGGGCCCACGAGGUCCUUGAACGACUUCAAAUGCUUUGGUCCAACUUUGCUUCUCUCCAUUAUCUAUUCCUGGACAAAUAUGAUGAUGCCUUAGUUUAUCAGAAGUAUGUUGAAAUGACUAAUUUGCUAGAACAAUUUGAAAAUGAUAUAUACAAGGAAUGGAAAAGUAAUGUGGAUGAAAUCUGUGAAUUCAAUUUGAAUCAACCCUUGGUCAAAUUCAGUGCCAUAAAUGGUCUUCUCAGUGUCAACUUUGACCCAAAGCUAGUGGCCGUACUGAGAGACGUGAAAUACCUUUUGAUGUUGCAGAAGGUAGACAUCCCAGAUGUAGCCUUGGCCAUCUUCAAAAGCAGAAACACAAUUUUAAAGUACAUUGGGAAUCUGGAGCUGCUGGCGCAAGGCUAUAAUAAGCUGAAGCAGACUCUUCUGGACGUUGAAUACCCGUUGAUUGAAGAAGAACUGAGGACCCUGGAAGAGCAGCUGAAGGCGGCGGCGACGUCCGUAACGUGGCGGGACGACUGCUGGGGCUACAUUGAGAGCGUGAAGACGGCCACCUUGGAGCUGGAGCGCAGAGCCCAGCGCACGCAGGACAACCUCAGGGCCAUCCAGCAGGUGAUGCAAGCUUGGGCCCAGGGCCCGCUGCUCCCCAGGAGAGAGCACAGGAGAGAGGCCGCCUUCGCCUGGGAGGACAGGGGCGACGUGUUCACCAGGAAGUACAAGACAAUCCAGGAGGACGGCAGCAAGAUUCACAGCUUGGUGGAGGAAAACAGGAAGCUAUUCCAAGCCGAUCCUUCCCUGGAUCCCUGGAAAAUUUAUGUGGAGUUCAUUGAUGACAUCGUGGUGGAAGGCUUUUACCAGGCAAUAAUGCAUGACUUGGACUUCUUCCUGAGGAACACAGAGAAGCAGUUGAAACCUGCACCGUUUUUUCAAGCACAAAUGAUGCUAAUUCCCCCUGAGAUUGUGUUUAAGCCUUCGUUAGAAAGAGAGGCCGGGGAUGGCUUCUAUGACUUGGUGGAAGAAAUGCUGUGUGGCAGUUUCCGAAUGUCUGCUCAGAUGAAGCGAGUAGCAGCACACCUGGAAAUAGCAAAUUAUCAGAGUGAUAUGGACAGCAUGUUAGGCCUGGCUGAGGCCCGGCAGGAGAUCAUGAACAGAGUGGCAGACGCCAUCAACAAAGUCUUGGAUUUCAGAAACACCCUGGAGACCUAUGCCUACCUCUGGGUGGAUGACCAAGCUGAGUUCAUGAAGCAUUUUCUCAUGUAUGGCCAAACUCUGUCACCUGAGGAAGUGGACACUCGUGGACACGAAGAAAUCCCUGAACAGCCGCCCACUCUGGAACAAUUCAAAGAGCAGAUUGACAUUUAUGAGGCUUUGUACGCUCAGAUGAGCAAGUUCGAUGACUUCAGAGUGUUUAACAGUUGGUUCAAGGUGGACCUGAAGCCUUUCAAAGCCAGCCUGCUAAACGUUAUUAAGAAAUGGAGCUGGAUGUUUCAGGAGCACCUGUUGAGAUUUGUCAUUGACAGUCUGAAUGAGCUGCAAGAAUUUAUAAAGGAGACAGAUACAGGACUUCAGAGAGAGCUAAGCGAAGGCGAUCACCAUGGUUUAGUGGACAUCCUGGGACACCUUUUGGCUGUGAGAAGCCGCCGGAGGGCUACUGAUGAGCUCUUUGAACCCCUGAAAGAAACCAUCGUACUCCUGGAGAGCUAUGGCCAGAGGAUGCCAGAGCAAGUCUAUACCCAGCUGGAGGAGUUGCCCGAACAAUGGGAAACCACCAAAAAGAUUGCCGCGACUGUCAGACAUGAAGUUUCACCUCUCCAAAAUGCAGAAGUCACUCUUCUAAGGAAGAAAUGCGUUUUGUUUGAUGGAAAGCAGCUGGAGUUCAGAGAGAGAUUCAAGUUUCUGGCCCCUCUUGGAUUUAAGGCAGAAAACCCAUAUGCAGUGCUGGAUAAGGUGAACGGCGAGCUGGAGGCUUUGGAAGCAGAACUGCUGCGGAUGCAAGAAUCCGCUCGCCUUUUCGAAGUGGCUCUCCCGGAGUACAAGCCAAUGAAGCGGUGUCGCAAGGAGAUACGGCUGCUCAAAGGGCUCUGGGACGUCAUUGUUUAUGUCAGAAGGAGCAUUGAUAAUUGGACUAAAACCCAGUGGAGACAGAUUAAUGUGGAACAGAUGGAGGUAGAACUCAGAAGGUUUGCCAAGGAAAUGUGGUCGCUAGACAAGGAAGUCCGUGAGUGGGAGGCUUACACAGGCCUGGAAGGCACCGUGAAGGACAUGAUGACCGCGCUGAGAGCUGUCACGGAGCUGCAGAGCCCUGCCCUCAGGGACAGGCACUGGCACCAGCUGAUGAGAGCCGUGGGGGUCCGGUUUGUGAUCCACGAAGGCACAACUCUGGCCGAUCUGUUGGCACUGCAGCUACACAGAGUGGAAGACGACGUCCGAAAGAUUGUGGACAAAGCCGUGAAAGAACUGGGCACCGAGAAGGUUAUUAAUGAAAUCAGUCAGACAUGGGCGACCAUGGAGUUUUCUUAUGAAGUUCAUUACCGAACAGGCGUCCCAUUGCUGAAGUCUGAUGAGCAACUUUUUGAAACUCUAGAACACAACCAAGUUCAGUUGCAAACUCUUCUUCAAAGCAAGUAUGUGGAAUAUUUCACGGAGCAAGUCUUAAGCUGGCAAAAUAAAUUAAACAUAGCAGACUCGGUCAUCUUUAUGUGGAUGGAAGUCCAGAGAACCUGGUCUCACCUGGAAAGCAUUUUCGUGUGUUCAGAAGACAUUCGAAUCCAGCUCGUGACAGAUGCCAGAAGAUUCGAUGGAGUAGACGCUGAAUUUAAGGAGUUAAUGUUCAAGACAGCCAGCAUAAAAAAUGUCUUAGAAGCAACAUGCAGACCCAAUCUCUAUGAAAAGCUCAAGGAUUUGCAGUACAGGCUUUCUCUUUGUGAAAAAGCUCUCGCUGAAUACCUGGAAACGAAGCGUAUGGCUUUUCCUCGCUUCUACUUCAUCUCUUCCGCCGAUUUACUUGACAUUCUUUCAAAGGGAGCUCAGCCUAAACAGGUAACCCGGCACCUUGCCAAGCUCUUCGACAGCAUCGCAGACCUGCGAUUUGAAGACAGCCUGGAAGUCUCUGCACACAGAGCGGUUGGAAUGUACAGCAAGGAGGAGGAAUACGUCCCGUUCCACGCCGAGUGUGCAUGUGUGGGCCACGUGGAGACCUGGCUUCUGCAGCUUGAACAGACCAUGCGAGCUACUGUGCGUCAUUCCGUCACUGGAGCCAUAGCAGCCUAUGAGGAGAAACAGGAACUAUGGAUUCUUGAUUUCCCGGCCCAAGUGGUGCUGACCAGCUCCCAGAUAUGGUGGACUACGGAUGUCGGAAUAGCCUUUGGUAGACUGGAGGAAGGCUAUGAAACAGCCCUAAAGGAUUUCCACAAAAAGCAGAUUUCCCAGCUGAAUUCUCUGAUUACACUGUUGCUGGGAGAACUCCCUCCUGGAGACCGACAGAAGAUCAUGACCCUGUGCACCAUAGACGUCCACGCCAGGGAUGUGGUGGCCAAACUCAUUUCCCAGAAGGUCGUCAGCCCCCAGGCUUUCGCAUGGCUGUCUCAGCUCCGUCAUCAGUGGGACGAGCCCCGCAGACACUGCUUUGUCGACAUCUGUGAUGCCCGGUUCCAGUACUUCUAUGAGUACUUGGGAAACGGCCCUCGGCUGGCGAUCACGCCUCUGACUGACAGGUGUUAUAUUACUUUAACUCAGUCGCUUCAUCUAAGUAUGAGCGGGGCUCCCGCCGGCCCAGCUGGCACAGGGAAGACGGAAACCACCAAAGAUCUCGGACGCGCCCUGGGCAUGAUGGUGUAUGUGUUCAACUGUUCAGAGCAAAUGGACUACAAGUCCAUAGGCAACAUCUAUAAGGGACUGGUGCAGACAGGAGCCUGGGGCUGUUUUGAUGAGUUCAACCGCAUCGCUGUGGAAGUUCUGUCCGUGGUGGCCGUACAGGUGAAAAUGAUUCACGAUGCCAUCAGGCACAAGAAGGAGAGAUUUGUGUUUCUUGGGGAAGCGAUCCCGCUGAAGCCAUCAGUUGGAAUAUUUAUUACUAUGAACCCCGGAUACGCUGGUCGAACAGAAUUACCGGAAAAUCUCAAAGCCCUUUUCAGACCCUGUGCUAUGGUGGCCCCUGACACGGAGCUGAUCUGUGAAAUCAUGUUGCUGGCUGAAGGGUUUGUGGAGGCACGCUCAUUAGCCCGGAAGUUCAUUACGUUGUACACACUCUGCAAGGAGCUCCUCUCCAAGCAGGACCACUACGACUGGGGACUGCGUGCCAUUAAAUCUGUCUUGGUUGUAGCCGGCUCCCUGAGACGCGCGGAUAAAAACAGGCCCGAAGAUCAGGUACUCAUGCGAGCAUUAAGGGACUUCAAUAUGCCUAAGAUAGUGACAGACGACAUCCCGGUGUUUCUGGGCCUGGUCAGUGACCUGUUUCCAGCCCUGGAUGUUUCCCGGAGGAGGAAACCACACCUGGAGCAGAAGAUCCGGCAGUCCACCCUGGAGCUCCGCCUGCAGCCCGAGGAGAGCUUCAUCCUCAAAGUUCUCCAGCUCGAGGAGCUGUUGACGGUGCGACACUCUGUCUUUGUGGUUGGAAACGCAGGCACAGGAAAGAGCAAGAUCCUGAGAACACUGAACCGCACGUACGUGAACUUGGAGCAGAAGCCCGUCUGGAAUGACUUAAACCCCAAAGCCGUGACAACCGAUGAACUCUUUGGUUUCAUCCAUCCGGCCACCCGGGAAUGGAAAGACGGUCUCUUCUCAUCCGUUCUCCGAGAACAAGCAAAUCUUAUGCACGAUGGACCUAAGUGGAUCGUCUUGGAUGGAGACAUUGACCCCAUGUGGAUUGAAUCCCUGAACACCGUCAUGGAUGAUAACAAGGUGCUGACCCUGGCCAGCAACGAGCGAGUGGCCCUCGCGCCAUCCAUGAGGCUUCUCUUUGAGAUCCACCACCUCCGGAUGGCGACCCCAGCAACCGUCUCCAGAGCUGGUAUCCUAUACGUGAACCCACAGGAUCUGGGGUGGAGUCCGUACGUGGCCAGUUGGAUAGACCAAAGACGACAUCGAUCCGAGAAGGCCAAUUUGAGUAUUCUGUUUGAUAAAUACGUUCCCGCGUGCCUGGAUAAGCUGAGAACAAGCUUUAAAACCGUCACCUCCAUUCCAGAGAAUAGCCUGGUGCAGACGAUCUGUGCUCUCUUGGAGUGUUUGUUGACUCCCGAAAACGUGCCUUCCGACAGCCCAAAAGAAGUGUAUGAAGUCUAUUUUGUCUUUGCUUGUAUCUGGGCAUUUGGGGGCGCGCUGCUUCGCGAUCAGCUUUCUGAUUACCAGGCCGACUUCAGUCGCUGGUGGCAUAAACAGAUGAAAGCCGUGAAGUUUCCAUCUCAAGGAACGAUCUUUGAUUAUUACCUGGACCACAAAACUAAGAAGUUCUUGCCGUGGGCUGACAGGAUCCCACAGUUCACCAUGGAUCCAGACGUACCGCUUCAGGUGGUCCUGGUUCCCACAGCAGAGACAACUCGUCUUAGGUAUUUGGCUGAGCUGCUGCUCAAGAGGGGAAAACCACUCAUGCUGGUAGGAAAUGCAGGAGUGGGAAAGACAGCCUUUGUGGGCGACACGCUGGCGGGUCUCUCGGAGGACUACUUCGUGUCCCGCGUGCCCCUCAACUACUACACGACGUCCGCGACUCUGCAAAGAAUUCUGGAGAAACCCCUGGAGAAAAAAGCUGGCCGUACCUAUGGUCCAGGAGGAAAUAAAAAAUUGAUUUAUUUUAUUGAUGACAUGAACAUGCCUGAAGUGGACGCCUAUGGCACGGUUCAGCCUCACGCACUGCUCCGACAGCAUAUGGAUUAUGGACACUGGUACGAUAGGCAGAAGGUGAUGCUUAAGGAAAUCCGUGGCUGCCAGUACGUGGCCUGCAUGAAUCCACUGGCGGGCAACUUCACGGUCAACCCCAGGCUGCAGAGACACUUCACAGUGUUUGCGUUUAACUUCCCAUCCGUGGAUGCGCUCAACACCAUCUAUGGGCAGAUCCUGAGUUUCCACUUCCAGCAGCAAACAUUCGACCCAUCAGUUCUCAGGAGUGGCCCCUCCUUGAUCCAGGCGACAGUAGCCUUCCAUCAGAUGAUGGCGCAUAGCUUCUUACCCACAGCAGUUAAAUUCCACUACAUCUUUAACCUGAGAGACCUAACCAACGUCUUCCAGGGGAUUUUAUUUGCCUCUCCUGAAUGUUUGAAAGGUCCAGAUGAUUUAACUCACCUGUGGCUUCACGAAGCUUCCCGCGUGUACGGGGAUAAACUGAUAGACACAAAGGAUUGUGACUUAUUUCACAAAAGGCUGUUGGAAACUGCUUACAAAUAUUUUGAAGGUGUAGACAGUCAGGCGCUGCUUCAACAGCCCCUCAUCUACUGCCACUUCGCUCACGGGGGAGCAGACCCGUGCUACAUGCCGGUGAGGAGCUGGGAGGUGCUGAAGGCGAUUCUUACGGAAAUGCUGGACAACUACAACGAACUCAAUGCAGCCAUGCACCUGGUGCUGUUUGAAGAUGCCAUGCACCACGUGUGCCGCCUCAGCCGCAUCCUGCGGGCCCCUCAGGGUUACGCCCUGUUGAUCGGAGUCGGGGGCAGUGGCAAGCAGAGCCUGUCCAGGCUGGCGGCGCACAUCUGCAGCCUGCAGGUCUUCCAGAUCACCGUGACCGAAGGCUACGGACCCCAAGAGCUGCGGGUAGAUCUUGCCAAUUUGUACGUCAGGACCGGCGCCAAGAACCUGCCCACUCUGUUCCUGCUGACAGAUGCCCACGUUCUAGACGAGAGCUUCCUGGUGCUGAUUAAUGACUUGUUGGCGUCAGGAGAAAUUCCAGAUCUGUUCAGUGAUGAAGACGUGGACAAGAUAAUUUCUGGAAUUCGUAACGAAGUUCGUGGUCUGGGCAUGGUGGAUUCCAGAGAAAACUGCUGGAGGUUCUUUAUGGCCAGGGUACAACUGCAGCUCAAAAUGACUCUCUGCUUCUCUCCCGUGGGUCACACGCUGCGCACCAGAGCGCGCAAGUUCCCGGCCAUCGUGAACUGCACGGCGAUCGACUGGUUUCACGCGUGGCCGCAGGAAGCACUGGUGUCCGUCAGCAGGACAUUCGUUGAGGAGAUUGACGGGAUUGAGCCGCUGCACAGAGAAUCCAUCAGCCUCUUCAUGGCAUAUGUCCACACCAGCGUCAACGCAAUGAGUGCCAGGUACUACCAGAAUGAGAGAAGACACAACUACACCACCCCCAAGAGUUUUCUAGAGCAGAUAUCACUAUUUAAGAACCUGUUGAAGAAGAAACAGGAAGAAGUAGCCCACAAGAAGGAGCACCUGGUCAAUGGCAUCCAGAAGCUACAAACUACAGCCUCCCAGGUGGAAGACCUGAAAGGCAGGCUCGCGUCUCAAGAAGCCGAGCUGCAGCUGAGAAACCAAGAUGCCGAGGCCCUCAUCGCCAAGAUCGGGCUUCAGACGGAGAAAGUGAGCCGGGAAAAGGCCACCGCCGACGCCGAGCAGCGAAAGGUGGCAGCCAUUCAGGCCGAAGUGUCACAGAAACAGAGAGAAUGUGAGGCGGACUUACUCAAGGCUGAGCCUGCGCUGGUGGCCGCCACAGCCGCGCUCAACACACUCAACAGGAUCAACCUAACUGAGCUGAAAGCCUUUCCCAAUCCCCCAAACGCCGUCACCAACGUCACUGCGGCUGUGAUGGUUCUUCUGGCACCCCGGGGCCGAGUGCCAAAGGACCGAAGCUGGAAAGCAGCAAAAGUCUUCAUGGGAAAGGUUGAUGAUUUCUUGCAAGCGUUAAUUAACUACGACAAAGAGCACAUUCCGGACAACUGUCUCCAAGUGGUCAAGGAACAGUAUUUGAAAGACCCCGAGUUCAAUCCAAACUUGAUUCGGACCAAAUCCUUUGCAGCAGCUGGUCUGUGCGCCUGGGUCAUCAACAUUGUGAAAUUCUACGAGGUCUACUGUGAUGUGGAACCCAAACGCCAAGCCUUAGCCCAGACGAACUUGGAGUUGGCCACAGCCACGGAGAAACUGGAGACUAUCAGGAAAAAGCUGGUGGAUCUGGAUCGCCAUCUGAGCAGACUCACUGCUUCCUUUGAAAAGGCCAUAGCUGAGAAGAUCCGCAGUCAAGAGGAGGUGAACCGAACCAACACGACCAUUGCCCUGGCGAACAGGCUCGUCACGGAGCUGGAGUCAGAGAAGACUCGCUGGGGUCAGUCCAUCCGCUCGUUUGAAGCUCAGGAGAAGACGCUGUGUGGCGACGUCCUGCUCGCGGCUGCCUUUGUGUCUUACGCGGGACCCUUCACCAGACCGUACCGCCGGGACCUGGUGGCCUGCCAGUGGGUCCCCUUUCUCCUCCACAAGACUUCCAUCCCAAUAACCAAAGGCCUGGACGUGAUUGCCAUGUUGACAGAUGACGCCACAGUUGCCGCCUGGAAUAACGAAGGGCUGCCCAGUGACAGAAUGUCCACGGAAAAUGCCACCAUCCUCACCCACUGCGAGCGCUGGCCCCUGAUGAUAGACCCCCAGCAGCAGGGGAUCAAGUGGAUCAAGAGUCACUACGGCACUAACCUGAAAGUGACACAUGUGGGCCAGAAGGGGUUUCUGAAUGCCAUUGAAGCUGCAUUGGCCUUCGGUGAUGUCGUCUUAAUUGAAAACCUUGAAGAAACUGUAGAUCCUGUGCUGAAUCCAUUGCUUGGCAGGAACACGAUUAAAAAAGGAACGUGCAUCAAGAUUGGAGAUAAAGAAUGUGAGUUCAACAAGCACUUCCGCCUCAUCCUUCACACAAAACUGGCGAAUCCUCACUACAAGCCAGAACUGCAAGCUCAGACAACCCUCCUCAACUUCACGGUCACGGAGGACGGCCUCGAGGCCCAGCUGCUGGCCGAGGUGGUCAGUAUGGAGAGGCCAGAUCUGGAGACGCUCAAGCUGACUUUGACGAAGCACCAGAACGACUUCAAGAUCGAGCUAAAACGCCUGGAGGACGAUCUCCUGCUGCGCCUGUCCGCAGCACAGGGCUGCUUCCUGGAUGACAGCCAGCUGGUGGAGAGGCUCGAGGCGACCAAGGCCACCGCGGCCGAGAUAGAGCUCAAGGUGACUGAAGCCAAGGAGAACGAGAGAAAAAUCAACGAGGCUCGGGAGUGGUACAGACCAGUGGCUGCGAGAGCGUCUCUUCUCUACUUUGUUAUUAAUGACCUCAGAAAAAUCAAUCCCAUCUAUCAGUUCUCUUUGAAGGCUUUCAGCGCGCUGUUCCACCGAGCCAUGGAGCAGGCGGACAAGGUGGAGGACUCGCAGGGCCGCAUCUCCGCGCUUGUGGAGAGCAUCACACACUCCCUCUUCGUCUACACCAGCCAGGCGCUGUUCGAGGAGGACAAGCUCACCUUCCAGGCCCAGGUGGCUUUCCAGAUUCUGUUGAGAAGGAAGGAGAUAGACCCCGCUGAGCUGGAUGUCCUGCUUGGAUUCUCGGUGGAGCACACGUACCCGAGUCCCGUCGACUUCCUGACCGCUCAGGCCUGGAGUGCUAUUAAGGCGAUAGCCCUUCUGGAAGAAUUCCGAGGCCUAGACCGAGAUCUGGAAGGAUCUACCAAACAGUGGAGGAAGUGGGUGGAAUCGGAAUGCCCGGAAAAAGAAAAGUUACCGCAAGAAUGGAAGAAGAAAAGUUUAAUACAGAAGCUGAUUAUUUUGAGAGCCUUGCGCCCUGACCGGAUGACAUACGCUCUCAGAAAUUUUGUGGAGGAGAAACUGGGGGCCAAGUACGUGAAGAGGACCAGACUGGACUUAGGGAAAGCACUGGAAGACAGCAACCCAGCCACCCCAGUGUUCUUCAUCCUGUCUCCCGGGGUGGAUGCUCUUAAAGACCUCGAAGUGCUUGGGAAGAGACUCGGCUUCACGAUCGACUCGGGAAAACUGCACAAUGUGUCUCUAGGACAAGGCCAGGAGAUGGUGGCCGAAAGGGCGCUGGAGAAGGCGUCCCAAGCUGGACACUGGGUCAUCCUCCAAAAUGUCCAUCUGGUAAUCAAGUGGCUGGGAACCUUGGAGAAACUCCUUGACCGGCUCAGCCAAGGAAGCCACAGAGAUUACAGGGUUUUCAUGAGCGCAGAGUCGGCGCCCACCCCAGAUGAGCACAUCAUCCCCCAGGGACUCCUGGAGAACUCCAUCAAGAUCACCAAUGAGCCUCCCACAGGAAUGCGAGCCAAUUUGCAUGCUGCCCUGUACAACUUUGACCAGGAUACACUCGAGAUGUGCUCCAAAGACCAGGAGUUUAAAAGCAUCCUCUUUUCGCUGUGCUACUUCCACGCCUGCGUGGCUGGGAGGCUGAGGUUCGGCCCCCAGGGCUGGAGCCGAAGCUAUCCAUUCAAUUCCGGAGACCUCACCAUUUGUGCCAGUAUCCUCUACAACUACUUAGAGGCAAACCCGAAAGUCCCGUGGGAAGACCUCCGCUACCUCUUUGGUGAGAUCAUGUAUGGCGGUCACAUCACAGACACCUGGGAUCGCAGGCUGUGCCGGGUGUACUUAGAAGAAUUCAUGAAUCCCGCUCUGAUUGAAGAUGAAUUGAUGCUGGCACCAGGAUUCGCAGCCCCACCCUGCCUAGACUAUGCAGGCUACCACCAGUACGUAGAGGAGAUGCUGCCUCCGGAAAGCCCGGUGCUGUACGGCCUCCACCCAAACGCUGAAAUGGAACUCCUGACGGUGACAUCCAACACCCUCUUCAGAACCUUGCGGGAGCUGCAGCCCAGGAACGCACUGAGCACUGAGGAACUGGGGCAGUCUGCAGAGGAAAAGGUUAAGAAUGUCUUGGACGACAUUUUGGAGAAACUUCCAGAAGAGUUCAACAUGGCCGAGAUCACGCAGAAGACCUCUAACAGAGGCCCCUAUGUACUUGUCUGCUUCCAAGAAUGUGAAAGGAUGAAUAUUCUCAUCCGGGAAAUCCGCCUAUCACUUCAACAAUUAGACCUGGGGUUGAAGGGGGAGCUGACGCUGUCUCCUGACAUGGAAGCCCUUUUGUCUGCACUGAGUUAUGACCUUGUCCCAAGCACCUGGAGCAAGCUGGCUUAUCCAUCUACUUACGGCCUGGCCCAGUGGUUUAACGAUCUUCUCCUGCGAUGCCGAGAGCUCGAUACCUGGACCCAGGACCUCGUGCUUCCAGCUGUGGUGUGGCUGUCUGGCUUCUUCAACCCUCAGUCCUUCCUCACUGCAAUCAUGCAGACGAUGGCUCGGAAGAAUGAGUGGCCACUGGAUAAAAUGUGCCUGACGGUGGAUGUAACCAAGAAGACAAGGGACGAUUACGGCCAUCCCCCGAGGGAAGGCGCGUACCUCCACGGGCUCCGCAUGGAAGGAGCCAGGUGGGACACCCAGGCAGGAGCCAUCGUGGAAGCCCACCUCAGGGAGCUGACGGCCGCCAUGCCAGUCAUCUUUGCCAAGGCCAUACCCGUGGACAGGCAGGACACCAAGCACACCUACGAGUGCCCCGUGUACAGAACCAACGCGCGAGGCCCCACCUACGUCUGGACCUUCAGGCUGAAGAGCAAAGGGAAGACGGCGCGAUGGGUCCUGGCCGGCGUGGCCCUGCUGCUGGAGGCCUGA